AUGGUGAAACCGACGAGUGUUAAAGAUGUUGAUCAACAUGAAAUCGUACGUCAAAUUGCGGGUUUUUUGAAAAAAAGUGGUAAAGUAAGAGUACCAGAGUGGUCGGAUGUUGUUAAACUGGGCCAGAAUAAGGAAUUGGCACCGAUUGAUAGCGAUUGGUACUAUAUACGAACGGCGAGUAUUGCGCGUCGUUUAUACAUUCGUUCACCUACUGGUGUUGGUGCGCUGAGACGUGUAUAUGGUGGUAAUAAACGGCAUGGCGUAUCACCGAAUCAUUUUGUGAAGUCAUCCGGUUCAGUUAUACGUGAGGCUCUGCAAACAUUGGAGGCCAUUAAAUGGGUAGAAAAAGAUCCCGAUGGAAAGGGACGCAUACUGACUAAACAGGGCCGCAAAGAUUUGGAUCGUAUUGCAUCACAGCUGCGUCAGAAUACAAAGCAUUCAUUUGAAUCAUAA
This is a messenger RNA of Acanthocheilonema viteae, 453 nucleotides long. Lineage: Eukaryota; Metazoa; Nematoda; Chromadorea; Rhabditida; Onchocercidae. The record is from the annotation of a GenBank genome assembly.